Messenger RNA from Umbelopsis ramanniana AG, 656 nucleotides. RefSeq lists its product as uncharacterized. The transcript is spliced from 2 exons. NCBI's taxonomy places the organism in Eukaryota, Fungi, Mucoromycota, Umbelopsidomycetes, Umbelopsidales, Umbelopsidaceae. The coding region runs from base 134 to 382 and encodes 82 amino acids. The record is from RefSeq and is a predicted model, not a curated record.
AGCAUGUUGAGGAGACAGUGAUCAGCGAUGACUUGCGUCAAUCGAUAAGAGUAGGGUUGUAGGCACCUUAGAAAAAACCCAAGCAUGCGGAGUUACGAUCGAUUGUGAAAUAUAAAAACUUGAUCAACGUGGGAUGUCGUGCUACCUGUGGCAUCUUUUUCUUCUUUAUCAACCAACUCAUCGAAUUGUCAUGGCUGCUGCCGUCGUCGUUGCUGUUCCAGUGUGUCCAAAAGAGUCUGUCCCAGAACCACCAAAGAAUGCCGGAGUCGUCUGCGCCGUUUGCGGUUCCAGGAAGCAUAUGACCACACUGUCCGGUCUCACCCCGAACAUAAGAGUAUACCCUGCUGGAGAGGAGGACCUUUAUAUUUUUCAUUUCAGCUAAUCCCCCGCCGCCCCAAUCAUCAUGGAAAAAGGAGCAGUGAUAGACGAAGUGAAGCAGAGAGGGAGAAGAGAAUCAAAAAAUCUUAGACAAUCAUCAAGCAUCAUUCCCCCACUCUAAACUAGAACUUUUUUCUUUUAAAAACAUCGCAUUAACUUAUUCCCAUCAUUCACUUCCUCUCUUUUCACUUUGUACAAACCACGAAUUUCUUAUAAUUUCAGUAAAAGAGUUUGGAAGCUCAUUUUCAAAAAAAAAAAAAAUUUUGUGUGCACCCAAA